AUGACCAUUGCUUAUGAAAAUAACAAACUGGCCACAAAUCUAAUUGCUUUCCGCGGUGUUUUUCGACGUUCUAGUAACACUCAACAUCAGCAACAACCUGAACAAAGUGUCAGAAUAACGCAACCACAAAAAGUACCGCAUCAGUCACACCAAUUACAACAAGGAGCUACUGUAGGCGGCAACAGUCGUAACAGUAGCAAUAAUAGUAAUAGUAAUAAUACUAAUACCAGUAGUGGUGGUGGUGGUGGUGGUGGUGGCGGCGGUGGUGCUGGCGGUGGUGGUGGUGGCGGUGGAAACAGCAGUGUUGGCCGCUCGAGCUUUUCUUCUAGCUCGAGUGGUAACGAAACACCUACAACUUCUUCAACUUCUACGGCAACUUCUAAUAUUGGCUACUCAGGCUGCAUCAUGUAUGACCAACAUCCAUCUAUUGCUGAUUCUUAUUCAUUAGUUAUCGCCACAUCAACUGACGCUAAUAACACCAGUAAUGGUGGUGCGACAAUUGGAAAGAUCGACAACAACAUAGAAACUCAAUUGAGGUCAGAGGAGCAGAGACAGCAACAGCAAGGAUGUCGAUUGUGUAUUGGAUGCUUGCAAGAAAUACGUGACCCUUUUGUAUUACGUGUCAGUCCAGAUCUCGAAUUUCAUGCCAGAUGUCUGAAGUGUGAACAAUGUGAAUGUUAUUUGGAUGAAAGUUGUACAGCGUAUAUUCGGAACAAUAAACCAUACUGUAAGGAGGAUUAUAUCAGGAUAACAGAUGCAAAGAAAUGUAUUCGUUGUAAGGAAUAUAUUUCAAAAACUGAUAUGGUGAUGAAGAUAAGAACAUUAACUUAUCAUGCGACAUGUUUCUCAUGUUCAAAUUGUGAUAAGAAGUUAACAAUUGGAGAGGAAUUCGUUUUACGAGAACGUGAAGAUGAUAUAUUAUGUCGAGCUGAUUGUGAUACGAAUAAUAUUGAGCAACCAUCUUCAAUCAAAACUGAUAUUUAUGGACGAGAAGAGGAAGAUGGCUGGGAUGGUUCAACUUUAACAAGCUUGGAUAAUCAAAUGUCAAGUACACCACCACUUUCACUUCAAAGUCCUAAAUCAGAUGAGAUUGUGACCACAUUUAAUACAUCGAAGUCACAAAUUAAAAAGAAUAAGAAGGACAAACAAUCGACUAGAGUUCGAACGGUACUUAAUGAGAAACAGCUGAUGACGCUUAAGGCAUGUUAUGCUGCCAAUGCUAGGCCAGAUGCUAUGAUGAAAGAACAUCUCGUUGAAAUGACUGGUUUAAGUCCACGUGUGAUACGUGUAUGGUUCCAAAAUAAACGCUGCAAAGAUAAGAAGCGACAAAUUGCAAUGAAACAUUUGCAACAGAAGGCGGAAACUGAAAGAGCUAUUACGGGCGUGCGACUGGGCGGUGUUGGUCCACUGAUAGCUACAUCACCAACACCACACAGUGAUCCAAACUUGAUUGGUAUCCAACCUGUGGAUAUUCAUCAAUUUCCGCAGAAUCCGAAUAUCUGGUCCGGUAUGGAAGCAAUGAAUGCUCAAGGAGGCAUGCAACAACCUCAGCAUGCAGCAUUGCAGUCCACAUUGCAGCAACCUUCACCGUAUGCUCAAAUUAUGCCACCACCGCCACCUCACUAUGCAGAUUUGGGAAAUGAUCUGAAUAACAGUGGUUACGGUGGUAUGAUGCCUGGAACCGGAUCGAGCAAUCAUCUUUUCUCGGUCAAUAUGGGCACAGACCUCGAAUUUUCGCCUCAAGUGAAUGCUUCUGAUUUAUCAUCGCCAUCAUGCAGCGAGUAGAACUACGACCAUUGAGAUCCCUCAGUUUCGCUUAUCAACAAUCUUCCUUAGCGCUU
This is a messenger RNA of Loa loa (African eye worm), 1841 nucleotides long. RefSeq names its product transcription factor protein. NCBI's taxonomy places the organism in Eukaryota, Metazoa, Nematoda, Chromadorea, Rhabditida, Onchocercidae. Gene Ontology annotation, molecular function: DNA-binding transcription factor activity, RNA polymerase II-specific; cis-regulatory region sequence-specific DNA binding. The record is from RefSeq and is a predicted model, not a curated record. The transcript is spliced from 12 exons. Gene Ontology annotation, cellular component: nucleus. Gene Ontology annotation, biological process: neuron fate specification; axonogenesis; positive regulation of transcription by RNA polymerase II. Bases 1 to 1785 code for a protein of 594 amino acids.